AUGGCCAUCACACAAUUCCGCCUUUUCAAGAUCUGCACAUUCCUAGCCAGCUUGCUUUCCUUCUUUAAAAAACUUAUAUGCAGGAGUGGACGGGGGCGCAAGCUCAGUGGUGAUCAGGUAACUCUCCCAACAACAGUGGAUUAUUCUUCUGUUCCAAAGCAGUCUGCACAACCUGAGAUAGAAGAAUGGAGCUCUUGGGAUGAAGAUGCUCCAACCAGUAUCAAAAUUGAAGGUGGAAAUGGAAACCUUACACCUUCAGCUAAUGACCCAGAUGAGGAGCCGGACUACUUCAAAGACAUGGCCCCAACUAUAAGGAAAACACAAAAGAUUGUGUUAAAGAAAAGGGAACCUACAAAUUACCUCGUGCCUGAUGGCUCUUCAGGUUUCUCUAGCCGACUCGCAGCGUCUCAAGACAUGAUGUCUUUCAGUCCUCCUUCAGCUGAGCUUGGAGAAAUGGACAAUUGGCAGGGAGAUGCAAAUGCCUGGGAGGAAGAAUCUGAUGCUGCAUGGGAUGCUGAAGAGGUCUUAAGACAGCAAAAGAUGGCUGACCGGGAGAAGCGGUACAUUGAGCAACAGAAGAAGAAGAUGGAGAAAGAGGUGCAGAGGAUGAUGAAGAAAGAGCAGAAAAUGGCUGUUAAGCUCUCAUAA
Knipowitschia caucasica is the source of this 648-nucleotide messenger RNA. The record is from the annotation of a GenBank genome assembly. NCBI's taxonomy places the organism in Eukaryota, Metazoa, Chordata, Actinopteri, Gobiiformes, Gobiidae.